This is a messenger RNA of Pocillopora verrucosa, 2848 nucleotides long. The record is from RefSeq and is a predicted model, not a curated record. NCBI's taxonomy places the organism in Eukaryota, Metazoa, Cnidaria, Anthozoa, Scleractinia, Pocilloporidae.
GCCGGCCAUUUUGUUUUGACAGAAUAUGAAGACUUUUUUACGCUGAAAUUACCGUAUUCAUCCAGAGGAAAAGCCAUGUCUUCAACACAGACUGUAACUCAAGGAAAACUUCAAAACUCCAGAACUCACGACUACCUUUAUGAUCCACUGUACACUUUAUCAAGUGAUAGAGACCAUGCAAGAGCAACGUUUAAGGCGCACACUGGGACAGAUAGAAUUAAACGAGUUCCACAUUUCAAGACAAUGUUCAGUGACCUGCGUCACUAUCCAAGAUACAGCAUCCACCUGGAGGUGACAGACCCUGUGCCUAAGUUCAUACCACGACAGUGGAGGGGAUAUGCUGAUCAAGAUAGAGAAGCUCUCAUCAGAUACACCAAGUUCAACUAUGAUCCAUCAGUUCAAGUUCCUCCUAAACAUCAUGAGAAAGUGCAUGUUUCUGGGACAGACCGAUAUAAGUUUUUCCGCAGGCCAAUUAUUCCAUUUUUGCAGCAAGUUCCUCCAGAUGUUCUCUUGCAGUCAUCUAAAAUGGACCCCUUAGCUGCCCCUGAAAUGGAAGCUGAAAGGCCACCCACCCCAGCUACACGCACAGUAGAAGUACAAACUGAUUACAGAGACAGUGAGACACAAACAGACCCAUAUACUCCAGAGUAUGUUGUACGACCAGGUUCACAACCCGAGCUGCUCACACUGGCUACUCUUUCAUAUGGUCAUGGCUUGCCAGCCGGACUAGCGGAAGUAGAGAUGAUUGAAAGAGCAAGGGCCAAACGAGCAUGGGAAGCAACACUUCCAGCUCUGAAUGACACAGAAAAUCUUGAAAAGAGAAAGCGAAUGAUGGACGAACAAGAACGAAGAGAGUGGUCAUUCAGAGAACAAGAAAUUGAGAAGUUGCAAGAGGCACGACUUGAGGUGUUGAAGAGAAUCCUUGAACAAAGAGAGGAAGAUCACGCUGAGCUGAACACAAAGAGACUGGAUAGACUAUGGUCAAACAAGCAACAAGAAAAAGAUAAGAAAUUUCAAAGAAUUCAAACGGAGCAUAUCAAAACUGUGAGAAAGUUAAAUGAAAAAAGACGUACAGUAGAAGGCAAACUGGAGCGACGAGACAUAGUGCGAGACUAUUCUAAGUUCGACUCUCAGACAUAUGCUCCUAUGUCUCGUGUGGGAGUAUUCGUGGACCGGGGAUCUGAACAGUAUAAUGUGAAGAGCUUCCAUCUGAACACCUAUCAGGGCCUUCUUGAGCUAGAGGCUUCACUCCCAGACUUUGUGACGCAGCCCCGGAUUCAGGCUCCGAAGCCAAAGUCCAGCGGCAAGGGAGGCUUUGUCAAAAGGAAGCAGCGACGUCAGAGGGAGCUGGAAGAGGUGGCGAAUGCGAUUGAGUUAGCGAAGAAACCGCCAGAGCCUGAAAAACCUUUGAAGUUUUUGGUGAAGGUGGAGAAACCGAUACCGCGCCCCCCGACCCCAUCAGUGCAAGUUCCAUCCCAGCUUGAAGAGGAACAGGAGCUCGCCUUGAUUUUCUUGCAGAAAGUUAUCCGUGGUCGUGCCAUUCAAAAUAUGAUGUUUGAAGGAAAGGAGAAGCGUCUAGAGUUGAUUCAAGAGCUACGCAGUACGCAUGCGUUGCAAGAAGCUGGGCAGGUAGAAAAGAGAAAUGAGCGACAAGCUGUGUUGAGCUUGCAGAGGCAGAGGAGACUGGAUACUAACAAGGAAUCUUUUGUGGAAGAAGCCUUAGCUCAGAUGGAAGGCUCGACCCUUGCAGACAUGUUUGACUUCUUGAGUAAGGAGCUGAUUCGACUUCAGGAAGAGAGAAGAAUCCAUGCUUUUGCCAUGUUGGCUGAACGACAACGAAGGAUUCGUGAAGCCGAAGAGGGCGGACGAAGACAACUUGAAGAGAGACGGCGGCGCGAAGAAGAUGAGAUUUUCAAACAGGUUGUCAAGGUUCAUCAGUCUACUGUUGAUACGUACCUUGAGGAUAUCAUUAUGGGAGCCAUCGACAAAACGGCCGAAGAACAGGCUCGUAAAGAAAUCCAAGACCAAGCAGAGAAGAUCAACCAAAUUGCUUACGACAUGGAGAAAACCCGAACCAGACUUCAAUCUGAAGAAAUUGUUGCCGAGCUGGUCACGUCGUUCUUGUUGCCAGAAGUGCAGAAAAUCACCAUGAGAGAGAACGUGAAGAGAAGCCAAAGGAAACAUCUUCUUGCAGCUCAUAGGAUUAUCCAUGGCGAAACAGAGCCUGUUAUGGAACAGUAUCCGCAACCAGAGCCUCCGAUGGAAGUAAAACAACCAGAGAAACAACCUGACGAACCGGUGGAACCUGAAAGGCCACCUUCAGGGCAACAAGUGUCAUCCCGACCACCUUCGGGUCAAAAGCCGUCGUCUCGACCUUCGUCGAUGAAAUCUUCGCCUUCGAGACCGGUGUCCGGAAAAUCACACAAAUCGGACGUUGGAAGCUCUAAACAGCCAUCUCGAACAGCCAGCCCAAAGUCCGAACAAUCCUCAAGAGCAGGGUCACCAAAGACGCGCGGUUCCUCUCGUCCAAGUACGGCCAGGUCUCGGCCUCAUUCGUCUCCUUCUCGUCCCUCGCCGGAACCUUCAAACGCUACCGACGAGGCGUCAUAGAGCAUUUAAACACAAUUUUGAAAGUUAAAAUUUCAUAGACUUCCUAGUAGAGAGAAACAAUUCAUUCGAUCAUUCCAUCUGCGAUGCUAUAAGUGAAUUUCAUGUUUUAAUUUGCCGGGUAAUAACAAUCUGUUAUGGGAGAGGAUUCAUAGAUUUUCAUCUAUAGAUCACCACCAUCGUCCUCUAAAGUACAUACGUUAGGUACUAUUCUUGUAAAUAAAACUCAUUAUGCAUAUUA